UUUUGUUUUCAUUUUUAUUUUUCUUUUCCAUGAGUUUUUGGGUUAAUUUAAUUUUCUGUUUGUUGAUUAAUCUAAUUGUUGAGUUUUCUUAGAUUUGUUGUUCAUCAUGAGUAUAGUUUAUCAUACGGCACUUAUCGGAGGUGCUCUUUGCAUAGGCUAUUUCGCUGUAAUGAGCGUUAAAGGUGUUUAUCCAAAGGAGCUUCCAAUGGAGGAUAAAAUUAAACAAGAGGCUAACCGUAAAAAUAUCGUCGAAUUAGCCAAACGUGAAGGAAUAACCCUGAAGUCACAAUACUUUAAAAAUCCACCAUCAACUUGAACCAAUCGACUCAAAAUUAUCUCUUGUAUCACCAAUGUAAUAAUUUUUUCCUCUAUUGUAAAUUUAAUGUCAAAACUGUUUGUCAUUAAUUUAGUUGUAUCAUAUGAGAGAUUGUUUAUGUAAAUAACUGAUAACAAUAACUAGAAGAGUUUUCAAUCUCUUCCAACUAUAAAUAACCCAAAAAAAGACUCAAAAGUGAAUCAGAAAUUAACCAACAUCGUGCUGAGAAAAAUUGUAACAUUCGUUUAUCCAACUGGUGAAAGGUGGAGCAAAGGCCAAGUUUGUUAGGAUACAACAAUUAAUUGAAUAGAAUUGUAAAUAUAAAGGUAAAUCAUCCAAGAGAGAAAGACCAAGAAAGACGAAAGAAAUGGCUAAUGAAGCCACUUGAUGGCUCUACGAGUCGAUGAUCACCUGAAGACUUGAAAGAUGAAAAUGAUUGACGAUGUGUCCUCAUCUUUUUAUUUGGUGUCCAUUAGAUGAUUAGUGUUCUCAUUCAAUUAAUCUCAUUCUUAUCACUUUAAAUCAAUUGACGAAUAAUUAAUUUAACAAGAUCUACCAACGGAAGAGUAAAAAAAUCUUUAAAUUGUGUAGCUAAUCAUCAUCACCAUGGGUGUUAAAGUGGAUAAAGUAUUGCGAAAAAAGCUUGACCGGAAUUUAAUUUGUUUAUCUUUGGUCGCUUUUACUGGAUUAUUUAUAUCACUUUACGCUUUAUUCAUCGAAAUCAAACAUUCUAACAAUCAUAAUUACAAACCAUUCUGUGAUUUAGGCCAAAGUAUCAGUUGUACCGCUGCAUUUAUCUCCAAGUAUGGUAAAGGUCUUGGUUUACUUCCAGAAGAUUCGGUUUUUAAUCUACCUAAUCCAGUUUAUGGUAUAUUCACUUAUACAACACUAGUUAUGGUGGCAAAUUUUAGUGGAACAGAUCGUUUCCUGGUUAAUCUUCUUCUAAUCAUUUCAAUUAUAAUUAACCUCGUUUCCAUAUAUUUGGCUUACAUACUUUACUUUAUUCUCAAAAAUCUAUGUGUUGUUUGUGUGGCCACUUACAUAGUUAAUUUUCUUCUUCUGCUCUUCAGUGUCCAGAGAAAAAGAUUGAUCCGUAAAUUGGCCGCUCCAAAGAAAGAAUAACAGUAUUAACAGAAUUGGACGAUUUGCCGAUUAAUUGUGUAAAUCAUUGUGUUCCAAUCAUUACAAACCCAUCCCGGAGAUUAAUCAUUUCGAAUGAAUCUCAUUUAAAGUCAUCUCUAUUCUCAUGACCAAAUGAUAUCCAACUCAACUCAUCAUCGUUUCCUCUCUCUAUCUGAUCUUAUAAUUUAUUUGAUUAUUUAUCGUUUAUUUUUUUUCUUAAAAAAUAUGUAAAUAUGUCAAUGGAAUAGUCAAGUUAAUUAUCUGAAAAUCGAGGCCUUCAAAUGAUCAACCAAGUGAAGAAAAUCAACUAAUUUCUUCUUCAUGGUCUCUUACCUUUCGAUAAUCAAUCAACUCGUUUUAUUAAUCAUUUCUCUUCCUCAAGGGAUUUUCCUCAGCGAAAUUUAAUCAUCAUUACAGAAAUUUGAUUGCCAAUCGAAUUAUUAUUAUGAUGAAUGUUCUAAAACAAUGAUAAUCAUGAAAAUCAAACUAUUAUAAAAACCAACGAUUAAAAUGGUUCAUUCAAUCAA
This is a messenger RNA of Panonychus citri (citrus red mite), 1965 nucleotides long. It is a transcript of the gene Vkor, whose product is annotated as vitamin K epoxide reductase complex subunit 1-like. Gene Ontology annotation, molecular function: vitamin-K-epoxide reductase (warfarin-sensitive) activity. The transcript is spliced from 3 exons. Gene Ontology annotation, biological process: peptidyl-glutamic acid carboxylation; vitamin K metabolic process. NCBI's taxonomy places the organism in Eukaryota, Metazoa, Arthropoda, Arachnida, Trombidiformes, Tetranychidae. The record is from RefSeq and is a predicted model, not a curated record. Bases 923 to 1438 code for a protein of 171 amino acids.